AUGAAUGACCGUGUCGCUGCUGGCAUCCCCAAACCUCUCCCCAGUCCUGGCAGGGACGAGAAAUUGCCCCCUCCUCCCCCAGAAGCGAACAAUGCUUGGAACCCUCCAGCCCCUCCAAAGGUUAUUCAAAAUCCAGAUCCGGAAGAAUUGGGGAUUCCAUCUCCAUCUGCACCACAGACUUCUUUGGACCGAAAACCAAAGAAGUCAAAUCCACUUAAUGAUCUCAUCGACUCUGAGAAGGUGUACGUUGACCUGCUCACUGGUAUAAUCCGCAAAGUUGCGUCGGCUUGGUCUCGGUCCAAUCUUCCUCCACCUGAAUUGGAUACCAUGUUUCGAAGUGUGGAAACCAUCCACAAAGCUAACCGUUCAUUGCUCGCCAAAUUGAAACAGAUAGGAACCGACCCAUCCUCUCCGAAGGCGCUUGGAGAUCUACUCAUGCGAUGGAUUGACGACUUGGAAACUCCGUAUACAACAUACAGUAGCAAGUACUGCUGUGGGUUCGAUGCCUGGGAACCUAUUCAGUCCAAUGAGCGACUGCGCACUGUACUCGCCAUGUUCUCGUCAACACAUCCCCCCCCGCUUCCCGCGUCAGCACCGCUUCAUCCUGCAGAGCCCCCCAUCUGGACGCUGGACGAGCUAUUCUUACUCCCAAAGGGCCGCCUGAAGUAUUAUAGGAAACUGUAUACGCGGCUAUUGAAGAGUACUACACCUGGAAGGAGUGAUCAUCGACUUCUGUCUGGUGCACUAGAGAAACUGGAAAGGCUCAUUGCUACUGUCGAUGAGCGAACGGAGGUAAAAGUAGGGGGUGUGCCGGUAACACAGUUGCCCCGGGAGACUGAAGACGAGGUCGUCAUUGAUAUGCGGUCGCACGACAGUAUAAUGCCCCUCCGAUCGUUCACCAACGGUCCCGAGCAAAGGGCAAGUGAUUCUACUCAUGGCAGUAAUAGCACCUCGAGUGGGGAACGACGAUCGAAUGAUACCGCCCCUACGUCUGAGGAUCGCACUUCUGUAUCAACUCUGUCCAUGCCUGUCACUGAUUUGGAAAGACGGUUGAGGACCGAGCGUACUCUCGAUAUUUUUACGAUGCAACCUAAGCAAGUGCGCCUUCAAAUGGCCCCGCCUACUCUGCACUACAGCCGUGAAGUACGCUUUUCAGCAGAUGUCGUCGUCAGCGUCACUCCUCGUGCGACAGGCGCAGAAGUUGUACAUCGAAGGGGGCAUGUCUUCAUACUGACCGACUUGCUACUUGUAUGCGAACGAAUGACUUCACAAGAGAGGGUGCAGAACGGGCGCGAUGGAGCAGACAUGUGGCUGCUGUACCCUCCGUUAGCUGGGAAACAUCUACGCGUAGUUCCGAUCAGUAGCUCAGAUACUUCACUAUCGGUUGUCAUCAUGCGAAAGGAGACCGUGAUAUUCCACACGACGACCCCUGCAUUGCGAGAUCAGAUGGUUACUGAGUUCCGUGAAUGUAUCGAUGCGGCUACCAUUCUGCUACCUUCGUCUAAGAAUGCUGCUCCGCCUCCCCCGGUACCUGCUCUUCCUUCGAUGAAUGGCUUGCCACAACAUCCUCGUCCUCUAUUGUCAAAGGAUCUACGCCAACGCAGCACGAGUCCUCCUGCCCGUGCCCUCUCACCUCCUCGUGGUCCUGGUAAUCGCUAUGCACCUCAACCACCGUACAAUAACCCUGACUUUGACCCAGCCAUUGUGAACGGUGUUUCAGGACUUGCUCUCCAUACCGGGCAUGUUCAGACCGUCUCCACUAAUCAGUCGAGCCCAAUGUAUCCACCGCGGAGUUCAUCUGCCGUUGAUGAACCUCCAGGACAGCUUGCGCAUGGUUCGUCAUUUGGACCGGGCCAGAUGACGCCACCUCAGCCACACUACGGUGCUCUGGGAGGCCAAGGUCCUCAGUCCUUUACUCCUGGUCAACUUGUCCGCGGUCCGUCAUUUGGUUCCGGACAAGUAACAGUUCCUCAACCUGUCAUGGAUGGUCGUGGGCCCCCACCGCCCGGCCCACUUGCGCGUGGUCCAACUGUCGGAUCGGGAAGGGGAGGUCCCCCUCAGCCGUCGUUUGAGCCCGGGCAGCUGAUGCCUUCUGGAAGUUUCAACCCUGGACAACACCCUGGACAACACCCUGGACAACUCAUGUCUUCACAGUCGUACGGUCCUGGUCCUGGUCAAAUGCCACCUCCCAGAAAUCCGAACUUUCGACCACCACCUCCCGACUCAGGAUUCCGCCCAGGUAUGGGACUACCUCAGGGACCCGGGCAGGGUGCACCGGGCGGACCCCCCGGUGGACCUCCUCUCUCUGGUCUCCCAGGACAUCCGUCACCUUACGGCCAACCGCAGUCACGCCCAUCUUCCGAUUCCUCGUCCCAAGGUGGGUUGCGCAAGUCUCCCUCUUCACGUUCUCUUAGAUCGCAGCCCGAUCGUACACCCGCUUCAGCGCCUCCUGUGCCAGAUUAUCCUUUGGAUCUUACGGACCUCCCUCCGCCGAGACCUGGCUUCCUACCUCGCACUAGCUCGUCGAGUUCGCUGUACUCAUUGCCGAGUUCGCUGUAUGCGCAACCUCACCAGACACUUCAAUCUGCCCAAAUGAGCGUGCGUUCGAUGUCCAUUGCUCCCUCUUUCGUGGACCCGAGCCCGCCAAGCUCGCCUGUGGAAGAGACCCCUCCGCAGCUCGGCCCCACCACGUCGACCAUCUCUGCACAAAUGAAGUGCAAGGUGUUCUUGCAGCAAUAUCAUUCGCAGUGGAAGUCCUUGGGCACUGCGAAGCUCAAGCUGUACCGGGAGUCUCCGACGAACAUCAAGCAGCUUGUCGUGGAGGCAGACAACAGAAGCAAGUCAGUACUGAUUUCCACGAUCGUGUUGUCCGACGGCGUGGAGCGUGUUGGCAAGACCGGUGUGGCGGUCGAGCUGAGCGACAAGGGCCAGCGGACGGGCAUCAUCUACAUGAUCCAACUGCGCAACGAGACAUCCGCGCAAGGGCUGUUCGAUAGCUUGUUGGCUGGGUCGGAUAGGUUCCUGCCGGAUCGCCCAUAG
Messenger RNA from Sparassis crispa, 3039 nucleotides. RefSeq lists its product as hypothetical. The transcript is spliced from 9 exons. Bases 1 to 3039 code for a protein of 1012 amino acids. The record is from RefSeq and is a predicted model, not a curated record. NCBI's taxonomy places the organism in Eukaryota, Fungi, Basidiomycota, Agaricomycetes, Polyporales, Sparassidaceae. Gene Ontology annotation, molecular function: guanyl-nucleotide exchange factor activity.